Messenger RNA from Drosophila pseudoobscura, 3148 nucleotides. It is a transcript of the gene beat-Ib, whose product is annotated as beaten path Ib. Lineage: Eukaryota; Metazoa; Arthropoda; Insecta; Diptera; Drosophilidae. The transcript is spliced from 7 exons. Gene Ontology annotation, biological process: motor neuron axon guidance. The record is from RefSeq and is a predicted model, not a curated record. Bases 1404 to 2459 code for a protein of 351 amino acids.
GAGAGAGAGCGAAGCGACCGAGAAAACCGACCAUCAUUUUGUAGAGCGCCGACGAACGACGAGCGGUAAGCCGGGCAUACGAAAAUCCCAUUCUGAGGCGAUGCUUGCGACGAUGGCGAGAAAAAUCAGCAGUUCCAUUGAUAACGUGCAACGAAUUGGAUCUCAGGCACACUCAGAGCCCAGGACCAUUGUCCCCUCCGCAGCAGCAGCCCCGCAGCCCCUAAACUCGUGGAAAACAAUAACGAAAAAGUAUUAAGAAGCUUUCCGGCAUAAUCGGUCAGUGUGUAUGUGUGUCUGCAUUACCGACGGACUGUAUGAGCCAUGUUCAUGCAUUUUUCAUAAAUUUCGGUUUCGCCUGCUCUUCAGCACCUCCUCGUAGGCGCUGCGUCGAUUCGUCGGGCGUUUUCCGCAGCGCGUGUGUUUAAUUAUACUGCCGCAUCCAGGGGCACUGCCAUAAGCAUCCGCAACACAAGCAACUGUAGAAAGCGAAACUGAAAAUUAAAUUAAACUCGUUCAAUCUGCUGUUUUUUUUUUUUUUGCCAUCGGGUAUUUGUUGCUGACAAUUCACUCUCGCCUCUAAUUAGACAGUGCAGUGUGGAGAUUAGAGAUACACAGAUAGUCAGAAACAUUAAGAGACCACACGAAAUUGGUUGCAAUUUUCUCUGGGAAGAAGAUUAGGUCAAAGCAACUGGAAUUGGAAACCGAUACUAGCUCCAUCAUCUGCCAGCAGCAGCAGCAACAGCAGUCGAAACCCCAGGACGUGGAGCGGAUGAACAGAACGAAGCGGGGAGCAGAGUAAAAUCAUAUAAAAUACAUAGCAACAAAGUGCAAAAAUUGUGUAAAACAGGAAAUGAAUAUGCAAAAAACGCAAAAGGGAUAUGAAAAAUGCAAAUAGCCAAAUCGAGUUCAAUGAAAAAUGCUGCUAACCCGAACAUACGAGUACUUGUGUGCGAACAGAUCCACAGGCAAGCCAGUGCCAGUGGCUUGAAGGUGUCCGAGUCCGAGUCCGAAUCCGAAUCGGAGCACAAAUGGGACUCACUGGGAGAUUGCUAAUUGUGGCGGACUGGUAAACUGGUAAACCGAAGAAAGCAACAUCAUAAGCAAACGCAGAAGCGAAAGCAAAAGCACAUGCGAAAAAUGAAAACGAAAAAUGUAUUAAAUGCUACCGCAAAAUAGAGCAAAAAGUAAAACCAAUCAGAGGGCAAAAAAGGAAAUUGCACAAAAGGGAUGGCGAGGGGAGUUGCCGAAUGUAAAAAUUGAUUUCUGCGGUUUCAGCCAGUGGACAUCGAACAUCGGAUAUUGCUCAUAUAUGACUUAAAAUCACAGUGCUGCGGACACAAACACCAACAAAAUUCACUAAUUAAUCAAUAAAUAAUCACAUUUGUGGACAAAAAGUCAACAGAAUGCCACUGCCGGCGAUUAAACUACGAAGCGUUUUCAUCCUUGCCACUGUCUACAUAGCAACCCUGCCAGGGCUGACUGUGGGGCUGCGCGAUGUCAAUGUUCGCAUCCCAUCGGCCGUUAAGCGCGGCGAUAAUGCGCUCUUAAUCUGCAAUUAUGACAUCGAGAACGAUACGCUGUACACGGUGAAGUGGUACAGAGGCCGCAGGGAGUUCUAUCGCUACACGCCAAAGGAGAAUCCGGCCUGGAAGAUAUUCACGAAAACGAAUGAAAUCGAUGUCGAGACAACUCAAUCGAAUGCCAGCCAUGUGCUGCUGCGAAAUGUCCCCACCUCUAUAUCGGGGAAAUUUGCGUGCGAAGUGUCUGCCGAUGCUCCCACCUUUGACACCUCCAUUGUGGCUGCCGACAUGGAGGUUGUGGAAUUACCAACCCAACGACCGAUUAUAACUGGGAUUCACUCCCGCUAUCGCCUUGGAGACAUUGUCAACGGCAACUGCUCCUCGGACUACUCCAAGCCGGCUGCCAACCUCACCUGGUGGAUCAAUGACAUACAGGUGCCGCCCAAUUACUUGCGCAUCUACGAAAUCCAGCGUCACCUGGCCGAGCACCUGGAGUCGGCUGUUCUGGAAAUCAAUUUCGUGGUGACCGUGCAUCACUUUAUAAAGGGACGCUUGAAGCUUAAGUGUUCGGCCCGUAUACACGAUAUCUAUGCACAGGAGAGCGAGAAAAUGCUUGAGGAAGAUCGUCCGAGGAUUCUGGCCUCCGGUCGCUCCCCGGACAUGAACAUGUACCCCUUCGAUCAGCCCGGGGAUGUGGAUGAGCACAAUGAACUUUUCUUGACGCACAAAAAUGUUGGCUCCUCUGCCGCUGGACUGCGGCUGGCCCUGGUCAACUGGAACUGGAAAUGGAAUCUGAUGCAGGGCAAUCAGCUGCUCACCUUCCUGCUGCUUGCACUUCUGUGGCCGGCCAUCUGGCUAUGUGCCUGGCGACACUUCGGCUUCGUGAACUGGAACCUGUUCUGGCACAGUCGCUGCAACGCGGAUGAGACGAAACGGUGAUGAGUCGGCCACAGUACGAGUCAAGUCACCGGCCACGGCAGGAGAGAUGGACUUCAGGCAGGCCCCAAUGAGUGGGCUGGCCAACGAGGCUUUAGUUUCAGGUUCAUCGAAUUCGGUAGACGGCGAACCCCUUUGGAUCAUCACCGAAACAAUUAUAGAACUCAUAAUAUAUAUAUAUAUACAUAUAUAGCGAAUCGAAUAGCAUAUUACGAAUACAGAGCAGAGGUCCUCAGCAUACCGAAUAUACCUACUCACAUAUACCUAUACCUAUGUUAAGUACGUAACUGUAAAAACCAUACAUUUUCAAAAUGUUGCAUCCUUCAUACCCCCCCAUAAGUCGUAUGUAUGUAUCCAGUCAAAACCCGGGAGAGGACUACCCGGCGGAGGAAGCCCCCGCUAACCCUACGUCAAGUGUAAAUAACCGUCACAUAAUCACAUGCAUGUACUCUCUAAGCCAGACUUCCAACGAUUGCUUUCCCUCGGUUCGUUAAAGGUCUAAGGAAUCCCUAAUUGGGACUGCGAUUUCUGGGAAAAUCCAUAGUUCUGUUCGCAUCUGUUUCGAAAAGUGUUGGUUUGAAAAACUGUACAACUGUUUAGCCAUAGAGUUAUCUUAAGUGUGAUCCUGAGUUAAAAGUGUGCGAAAGGACUAUUGAACGAAGCCAAAUAAAGUUUCUUUUAUUUGAUCAAAA